Molecule: messenger RNA, 9637 nt
Organism: Ooceraea biroi (clonal raider ant)
Lineage: Eukaryota; Metazoa; Arthropoda; Insecta; Hymenoptera; Formicidae
Gene: east
Product: enhanced adult sensory threshold
Cellular component (GO): nucleus
Source: RefSeq, a predicted model, not a curated record
UCAGGUGGCGCUAGCCUGAAAACAGUGGGACGGCGUAUAAGAGACACCCUGCAACGGGACCGUCUUUUUCACGGCAAUUGUUGUCCACGUUUUCUCGCGAUCAUCACGGACCUACGGCAGGAUUUUCGGUCCACGAGGAGCCCAAUGUGGGUGGAAGUGAGAUGGCAUCCAGGGAAAAGAAACCCUUAGCGCCUUCCAAAUCCAAACAGAGGGCGAGUAGUGACUCUAGCUUGUCAUCCAAUGAGGUCAAGAAUAAAAAAGGCAAGUCAUUGCCAAAUAUAAAGCAGCAGCAAUUUGCACAAGAAAUUUUUGAUACAGUAGUAACAGGUAGUCAACUUCCUGUUAAAUUAGAGGCAAGCUUGCCACGCAGGAAUGCCCUGAAAACUCUGAAACGCAGACAGAAUCUAAGAGCAGCCAAGGCAAAUCUUAUUAAAUCCAAGGUCGGCAGGAAAGUGACAAAUAAGGGUAUACGCAGGAUAGCUCCUGAUAUUAAGAGGGGUGUGAAAACGAAGAGAAUCAAGCAAUCGGAGGAAUCAACCCUUAAAGCCGACAUUGCUCUGAGAUUUUCGGAAAAUCAAGCGAACAACGGAGACAACGAAGGCAAAGGAACUGAAACACCAAGCAAAAGUGCCAAGAACAAUCUCAGGACCAAGAAAACCAAAUCUGCAUCUUCAAGGAGCAUAGAAGUGGGGAGCGAGGGCAUUCAGAAUAAGGAAGAGGCUGGUGCUACAAGUAGCUCUAAAAGCAGUCCUAAAUUUGGUAGAAAGGGAAGAACGACAGAAAGUUCCGACUCUUUAUCCAAGAGUGCCAAAGCAGCAAGAUUAACAAACUUGAAGAAAAAUAGUACCAAGGAUAAUUUCAUAAAAGUUACAGAAAGUGAUAGCAAGGGUACAAAAGGUCGAAAAAACACUGGCAAGGAAUUGGACUGUAGUGGUAGUACAAAGGGCAAUUCUAGCAUUGAGAGAUUUGCAAAAGCAGCUUUGGACAACAAGAGUUCUAUUGACCUUACUAUAGACGAAGUUAUUGCUUCAAUGUUGAGUGACUCUGAGGAAAACCAAAGUGUUGCGGAGAAAAUCGAGGGAAAAAUAACGAGAAGCAAGAAAAUGUUGGUAGACGAAAAUAUUGCUUGUGACGUGGAAAUAAAGAAAGAGCCCGACACCGAUGACACGAAAGUUGCGUCAGACGGAGAAUGUACGGAGGCAGACCAAGGAUUCCAGAAUGCGAUUCAGUUGAGGAAAAGAUCGAAAGCUGGGUACACUGAUCAAACGUCGCAAAGGAGCUUGCGAAAUGGCAAGCAACGCCAAUUAUCUGAUUCUGGAAAUUCCACGGAUAAUGAUCCCAAGAAGAGGCAUAGAUUGAAUUCAGAUGGGACUGUUAUCUCAGAUAAUUUGAUAGAACAUAUCUCAGAUGUCAACAUGGACUAUUCGGAUUCCAAUUGUAAUGAAUCUCAAACUAUUGUAGCAACAAAUAAAGAUGAGAUUUGUUUGGCGAAGGAUGAAGCGUCCAAGAAUUUUAAUGACGAUGCUGAGACUGGAUUGGAAGUGGAAAAUAAUAACAACAGCGAUCGCGUGGACCGAACGAGUGAAACAGGACCGACACUGCGUUCUAAGACUAAAGCUAAAACUACGGAGAGCGAGGCAGCGAAGGACGAUGACGGUAAAACGGAAGAUACACGGAUAACAUCCAAGUGUGCGGACACACAGGAAGAAUCGAAGAAACUUUAUAACGUAGAUCAAGCGAGAAAAGAAAGUAUUUUAGUCAAGUAUGCGGAUAAAUCUAAAGGUCGUAGGAGUAGUUUAAACAUAGAAAAUAUGAAGAAAACUGCGAAUUCCAUUUAUAAUACGGAUAAAUCGGAUGGUAAUUCAUUGCAAAUAGAUCAAAUGAUCGAAAACAUCAAAUUGAAUAUUGCAAAAUCCAUCGAGAGCAAGAUCUUCAGUCCUGAGACGGGGAUUGGAUUGAGUAAGAACUUCGAUGUUCCCAAGAUCGAAGAAAUCGUUGCGCCGCUUAGUACAGAAUCCCAAAAGAUGGGAUUAGAGGAGAAUGCCGAUGAGAACAGAUCUCUUGUUACGAAAAACGAGAUUACUUCGGAGAAUUCAGAGAAUUCAGUACCAAAAGUGGCUGAUACUGCCAAAGAGAUUGAAGAGAAACUAGUCAUGUUUGAUAUUGGGGAAGCAGAGACACAUUCACAGAACAUUCAAGAGGACAAAGCUUCUAAUAGUGACAGAAUUAAUGAUGUACAUAAUACUUGUGAAUCUACAUGUAAUAUAGCUAAUAAUAAUAAUGAUGCAUCUUGUAACAAUGCAGAUGGGCCAGAAGUGGAAAACGUUAAUCGUAGUACAGCCAGUGACACUCCAGUUAAUAUCAGCGAUAACGACUCGAAGAGUUUGGACGAGAAUACUAAAAAAGUCGCUACUACGAGAAAGUCCUCGAGAAUUAAUGAUAAAAAUUCGGAUAGCGUCGGCAGUAAUCCCGAAGCGAAAAAAUCGAAUAAAUUGCCAAGUAAAGUAGUCUCAAAAUCGGAUAAUGUAGAAGAUAACCUGGCAGAUAAUGCUACAAGUGAAGAAAUAGUUUCAGAAGACGUAACAUCUCGCCAGCUUUCAGACGAUAACGCUACAGUUUCAUCAAUACUUGCAUCGGCGUCUUCCGAGGAGGCAGAAGAGAAACUUGCGGAGGAGCAUAUGCAAACGGAAGAAUCACAGAAUUGCGAAACUGAAUGUUCUCAGAAUGUUUCGUACAUUUCGGAGGAGUCAGAAACAUUGGAAAGCAUAUCUCGUGAUGUAGAACGACUUGUAGCAGGCGAUCAAUCUAUUAGAUCAUCGCAGGAUGCUACAGAAGAGAUUUCUGACGCAAACAUGUUGGAGAAGCAGCAGGAAAUUCAAAAUACAAGUGAACAAGCAUCUGCUUGUUGCGAUGACAACUCCACGUCCUUAGAGUCUACAGCCAGUGAUACGAAUGAAAUGCCAAGUAAAAGCCAUACAGACGAGAAAGCCGAUGCAACUGAAACGUUACAGGAGGAUGAUACCUCUUGUAAAGUAACACAAAGCACAAAGCAUCUUAAAACUAACAAUAACAAUAAUCACUUAUCAACCACCGCAAACUGUGAUUCAAGUAGUGAAUGUAGCUCUGUAAAUUCUGUGCCUGUGCCCGCGUGCACUUCCGAUCGAUGGACCGACAAAGCCGAAGAACUCGAUCAAGUUAGCAAAGAAUUAAGCAAAUCCAAUGAUAUGCCCGACUCCGACGAAAAUGCUUCGGAUCAAAAAUCCGAAGAUAACGAAACCGCUCUGACGACGGAUCAAAGCAAUAAAUCGGAUGACAAAGGCGAGCAGAAAUCUGUUAACGAGGAAAACAGGAGAGUGUUACGAACACGUGAUAAGCAGAAGAGAAUUGAGAGCAAACAGGUUGCUUCUCGUGGCCGAGAACAUACUGACGGUGUAAAAGUCAAGACGGAGGAAACUGGCGUUCAAAAGACACUGAAUUCUACCCCACAGAAUGAUGCCAACGAGACACAGAGCUCGUCAGUGGACGGCUCUGAAAAUUCCCAGAAAGUGGAAGAUACAGGCGACUCGCAGAACAGUCACGACUUGGAUACCAACGAUCUCGAACCGCAAGCUCGAACCCGUCGUACCAGAGACACAAAAAAACGCAAAGAGGAAUCCUCCAUAUCCAAUGCCUCAAAGGCCAAGCGCGUCAAACGAGACUUGCGAAAAUCCGAUCAGCAGAACAAAGAGGAGACCUUGCUAGACAACGAGGUCGCUAAGAUUAAUGAGAAUAACAGAUCGUUCCUGAACAAGUACGGUGGCAGUGGCACCGAACGUACCGACAGCUUCCGCGGGUUCUUCGAGGAAAGCGGAGAAAGUGGAUUGAACAAAAUGGAGAAGAGUCCUAAUUUACGAAGCAAAUCAGAAAACGAUAUAACAAUCAGUACGACCAGCAAGAGCGAGGAACGACUCUCGCGUAAUCUGUCCGAGAAUCAUGUGUCGAAGCAGACAGCUGACAAUAUAGACAUUCUGAGGAACGAUUGUAAGACUCUUAAGUCACCGGAGCAAAAAGAUUCCGACGAAGCAUCUACGUCCAGCGAAUCAUCCAACAGUGGUACACCGAAAAUCCUAGAAACGCCGGAAGAUAAAGAAAGAAAGGAAUCGAUCUUGCGAAUGCUGGGAUUAGAGUCCUUGGAGGAAGCUGCAAAGAGACUCCAAAAUCAACAGAAAAGUAAGAGAGAACAGUUGUCCACGGGUACGUUGAAGACGAUCAUCAGAGUAACACAAAAGGAGAAGGACAAGGACAAGAGAGGCUCGCGAUCUCCUUUGAAAAUGGUUCUCAAACAGCAGGGCCGCGGAGACGGAGAGGGUGAUUCACCCGAAUUCUACACCAUUCAAAAGGAGUUUGGAACCAGUGGUUUGGGAGAUAGCAGCUCUGGUGCGAACCGAAAGUUCACUACUAACCACAGACACUCUUGCGAUGACGAUAACGAGGAAACUACGCCUAAGGAUCGUCAGUCGCUUGUCAUUCCAGAGAAAUCGUCGUCCUUUUCCAUACAUCCUGGGCGUGUAUGCGCCGACGUAUGUUGCUAUUGUUUCGGUAAAUUUGGUUCCUUGGACACGCCGAUGCACUUGGCACAAAUAAAAUCUGACGAAAGACGUAAAAAAAUCUUAAACAUCGAGAGGCACCUUACGAAAGAUUCGUGUCUGUGCGACGCGUGCUACCGUCAUGUUGAUAGGAAGGCGAAUACUAGUCCAGCAAAUAUGCAGCAGAAGCCGCAGAAACAGCACAGACAGUUGAUGAUAUCAAAAUGCUCAGCUCGCGAAUGCCGAGAUCCCGCGCGCCACCAUGUCAAGCGACGUUGGUUACUUAAGAUAAAAGCCGCCCUUCAAAAUCAGGUCGACAUAGAUUGGGAGUCGAGUCAGCACACCGCGAUGUCAUUCUGCGUCAGUCAUUACGAAAAGAUCGGGCGCUUUUUGAUGUGUGCACUGUGCAAGCGUCGUCUCGCACGAAACAACACUCAUCAGUUACCUAGCGUGGAAAUUGACGAGCUAAAUCAACUGCUUGGCCAACAAGGAAUCCCCGUUUUGCUAGCGGCUGGCACGUUUGUGUGCAAGCUGUGCCGAUACUUCACUCAGUUGCAUCUGAAGUACAAAGACAUCGAGAACAUGAACACGGAUCGCAGAACUUUUAGUAAAAGUUAUCGAAGACGGGUCCUUCAUUAUCUCGGUGUCGAGGUUGUCGACGAUGAAGAUGACGAUUCGGCGCAACAGGCAUCAAAUCAGCCGAAGGACAAGAAAAACAAAAAAGGCACGAAGAAUGUGCAACAGUCCAAGAGCGGGAGCUCUAAAUCGCCGGAUCGCACAAGUGGCACAUCCGAGAAGUCUACGCCGGAGCCGAAUAAGAACGAGGCCGUGGCGGGAUGUAGCUCUUCCGAGGUAGGCAACGAGGGUCGCAUGGCAAAGGGAAGCAACGCCAGCGGCGAUGAGAACGGUGGCGCGGAGUACCUAAGUGGUAUCGAAAGUGCCGUGGAGAACCUGAAGAAACGUAAGAUACUCGACAUGCACACGUAUACGAGCACGAGCUCACCACUGUCGUCUUCCCUUUGUGACGGUGCGACAACGAGCGAGAUGGUCGAGAUCCUCGCGAUGGAUAACGAGGUGACGCUGACGCGAUUGCCGAAGAGACCGAGGCUCAGUAACAACAGCAGUAAUAAUAGUAACAGCAACAACAACAACAACGAUAUAACACCCGUGGUGCAGAGACUCGGCGCGAAUCCCUCCAUAAGCGUACGCACGCUUUUCCCGGGCGAGGAGGAGAUGAAUCUUCACGUCAACAUCGAGUUUCAGAACGUGCGCGAGGUCACGCCGCAAGGGUGGGAGAAGUGCGCGACGAUGAUCCAGUACGAUCGCGAGACCAAGCUGCUCUGGCAGCAGUUACAGCGACCGUACGGCAAUCAGAGCUCUUUCUUGCGGCACUUGAUCCUUCUGGAGAAGUACUACAGAGCCGGCGAUCUGAUACUGGCGCCGAACGCCUCGCGAAACGCAAUCAACUACUCCACGUCGGUGCAGAACAGACUGAUAUCGUAUGAGGGUCCGGAGAAGAUGGAUGAACCGAUAAUGGAGCCGAUCGCGGCUGAGUAUAAUCCAAGGCGUUUAAGCGGCGGCUACAUGUUGGAAAAAGACAGACUGUCUGUGCCUAGCACGAGUUCAAUGUCCAGAUUGUCAACGAGUGGCGGCGGCGCAACAUCGGCGGCGCACUCGACGAAGGUGAAUUCACCGCGGAUGCUCAAGCUCAACUCGGGGGUGUCCAUCAUCAAGAAACCGCCGCCCAAUUUGCAACGAUUGAACCUGUCGUUAAGCAGCACUGGCACUGGAAGUGCCGCUACUGCCACAACGAACGGCGGUGGCAGCGGCGUUAAACGGCAGAGUCUGCCCUCCUCCUACGGCAGUAACAAGGUGUUUCAAUUGAGCGAGCCGGACUUGAAGCGAAUGCAGGCGCUCAAACGACAGAAACCCAACGACAGACAGUCGGCCCCUGGCACGAGCAACGGAUCAGCGGGUUCGAGAUCGCCGCCCAAUAGCAGCUACAGGUCGCAGUACCAGAAAGCGCAACAAGUAGCCCCCGGCCACAGCCAGCAGUUUCAGAGGCACUUGCGAAUGCAGCAGGAGAUGCUGAACCGUCAAAGCCGCGGCGACUUUGAGCCGCUGAUCUGCGACAUGUCGCGCUCCGCAACGACCGCGAACGAGAAUAGCCAAAAUCUCAUACACAACCUCAACCUGCCAAAGUCGAUCCAGGUGACUACCAAACCGUCGUUGUCGACGAGCAAUCCAAUUUCGAUUCUGCCGAAAAUCCCGAAAUCGUUGACGGUAAUACCACAGACCGUCACGCGACCUGCCGAUAAAUGAGAAAGGGAGAUGUAAGUAGAUGCAUACAAAAAAUCUCGAUAUUUUUCUUGUUUUUCGUUUUCCGAAUAGGGAAACGUCGCGGCAAGAGUGAAAAAGAAUUGAUUGCAAGGCACGCCUCUUCAGGCUGCGUCGGUAUCGAUUAAAUCUCGAAAUUGCCGCCAAAGCAAAGUGAUUGAUACUUGGAGAGCAAUUUUUGCCUUACGUGAGCGCAUCGCGAUAUGCACUUACCGAGCCUGAACGCUCAAGAAUACACAUACACAUAUUGAUGUUAUGAUACGAUUAAGACGAGACAGACUAUAGCGACUUAUACAUAUGUAUAUUUGUUGCAUCAAUCGUGAUCACAAAACCUGUAGAUAGGCUAGUAGAAUAAUUUGAGUAAAUUGAGACACUUCGAUUCUAACGAUAUUAUACAUAUAUUAACAACCAAAGCUUCAUAAAACGCAUAACGAUAAACACGCGUUGAACAAUGCUGUUUUUCCACGGAAAGUGCCUAAAAUAAUGUGGACGGGAAUCGUUAUUUUAUCAUUAAUUACGUAAUAAUUAUACAUGAGAUACGGAUUCUCAGUGCAUAGAUACACAAGAUUCAGUAAAACGUGAUACAGUGGAUAAGAGGACAAUUUCUCGUAAGAAAAUCAGUAGUAAAUAUAAAAUUACUGUUUUCGUCUAUUGCUAAUAAUAAUGUCUCAAAACAAUUCUUUUUUUAUGAGAGAUUGUUAUAACGGUUUUUCUACGUAUAUAACGAAUCUUUCGAUUUUUCUCAGAUCUUUUGCUAUUCUCGUAAUGAUUAAUUGCAACGAAAACUCAGAUUUUAUAUUAAUUCUUUGCAUCCUUAAGACAAAUAAAACAAAAUCUUUUUAAAAUGUCAUUUAUUUUUAAAACAAUAGCUCGUAAUGAUUUCCUAAAAAUUUCAUAUUGCGCAUGUUAUCUACAACUUUUAUUCGAAUUUUAAUUAAAUCUUUAAUCAAAAAGAACGUGCUCUUCUCUCCUUCAUCUUUUCUUAAAAACCAAUCAAGGAAAUUCUUGUCGCAAACACCGAAGUGUCUCGCAUUUCCUGUCGAAAACACGAGAAAUUUUAUUUCCUUAUUGACUGUUUCGCAAUUUACUGGAUAUCCUACAUACCUACAAAGAAUUUAUUACUUUAACAGCAUUGCAUCAGUAAUUUAAACAUACAGCUUAUCUUUUUUCUUCUUUUUUUUCUCUAUAUCUCUUCUCUAUAGCUAGUUAGGAAUGUAGCAGGGAAAGUAGUUAGAUUUCUUUAAGACCAUAUGGAAAAGGAUUCAAACUGUAAAGACCAUUUUACUGUGCUUGCUAUGUUUUUGAGUUUUGUCGAAUAUACAUCAGACAUAUCUAUUUUUUGAAGAAGAAGGCAGGGUAGACUGUUUUACGAAAAUGAGAAGAAUGUAAAAUAAAUGCAGAGAAAAGAGAGAGUGGGAGAGAGAGAGAAAGAGAGAAAAGUAUAUGUAUAUGCACAUAUAUAUAUAGAAUCAUGCGGUCAGACGAUUGUUAUCGGUAAUUCGUUCCUCUUACCGCGUCUGAAGAAGAAUUCGACAUAGUUGCACGGCGAUCGCAUGCGAGCGAUGCUGUAUGCUGCAAGUCAGUAUAUUUUGUCUACGCAGAAACCUUUUCGAGUAUCGUCCUCGAUGACGCGAACAAUUGUAUAUUAGAAUAUUGGCCUGCUCGACACUUUUAGGAGCAUAAUGACAAGAUUGUAAUUAAUUAACGGUUAAACAACAGUUAAUACGAGAGUACGUUCAAUCGAAGCUAGGUGUUAAAUGCGAGUGAGGCGAGUACACACAAAGUGAGUGUAGAUUUAACUUUCUUAUUUUGAGCUUAUUUAUUACGUUAUCAACGUAUUAUCAUUAAUACGCAUUGUACAUACAGAUCGAUAAUACAUUAUUUUAAUUUUUAAUUGAUGAAUGAUGAAGCGAUGAUGUAGUAGCCGGAUCGCUUAGGAUUCCUGACGAUUGGAUAACGGUCGAUGUGGCGUGUGUGAGAAUUUUCUCUUUUCCUGCGUUUCUCUCUCUUUAUGCGGUCGUCGUCGCAUGAAAAAAAGAAAACAAAAAAAAUGCGACCGCCGUGGCCUCCAUCAUUCGGCAUUCGACGCGCGUCGCUAUGCCACGUUCCUGUUAUACACACGCGAGAUUCUCUUCGCACCGUUCGCACCAAACUGCCAGCGGAAAGUCCUUUCAUUCGCAUUACGCAAGAGACUGCGAAACAAUGCUUCGGAACAAUUGGUGGUAUGUCAGAACUAUAACUUCAAUCACGCACGAACAGCCGCGCAUGGCUCGCAUUUCGACUUUUCCACGUAUAUCUAGAAUAUAUAGAAGCAAGACUCACACUUUAUUCAUAUUCUAUGACAAUGAAACUUGCAUGUACGCUAAUUUGGAUGAACAUAAGGUUUAUUUAAUCUAAAGGUAGAAAUAAGGUAGAACAAUCUUGAUCGUCAUAUUAUUACAUAUUUUUGUUCAAUAAUAGAAGCAUAAUAAGAAACAGAAUAAUUUGCCUGGAUUGAUAUAUUGACAAAAAGUUAAAGAGCGUGAGUUUUGCUUGUAUACUAUACACUGUUACGCUUACAUCAACGUGUGCUUUAAAAAUCAUGUCAAAAAUUUUAUUAUUGAAAAUCGCUAUAUUUUCCCUAUUGUAAAGAACAUUUGUCAUUAUUACUAUGAAUUAUAUUAUGUAGAUCAUUUUUUAUUAUAGUUAUAAUUGAUUUAUAUUUUUCGCAUACUUUAAAUAUACAAGAUGAAAAU